UUGCUUGAAAGCCACAAAGGAAGCUAAAAGAAGUCCCUUCAGUGUUUUUGCUCUUCAUGUCGUUAAUUUGGAUUUUCUGUGCCUGUCUGAUGUGCAGGAGCCUCUGUUUCUUUAAAUCAGAGGUCAGUGUUUGUGAACGAGACAUGGGAGCUUGGUACCCCCAUGUUCUUCAUCAUCCAGGGACUUGCCAGCAUUGGCGAGAAGAGGGUGGUCCUUUUUGUCAUCCUACUGCUGGGAUACCUGGUUAUCCUGGGGGGAAACAGCAUGAUCAUCUUUGUGACGCUCUCUGACCCCAGGCUCACCUCCCCCAUGUACUUCUUUCUCCAAAACCUGUCUUUUGUGGACCUGGUCUAUACCACAACCACCAUCCCCAACAUGCUGGCUGGUUUCCUCAUAGACCAACUGACCAUCUCCAUCCCGGGCUGCUUCCUACAGAUGUACUUCUUCACUCAACUUGCUGUGACGGGACGUGCCAUCCUCACCGUCAUGGCUUAUGACCGCUACUUGGCCGUCUGCAACCCCCUGCGCUACACCGCCAUCAUGACCCGGUCAGUGCGGAUGCUGCUGGUCACAGGAGCCUGGUGCUUCGGCUUGCUCUGCACACUGCCGCCUACAGUACUGGCCUUCCUGCGGCCUUACUGCGGCCCCAACAUGGUCCGGCACAGCUGGUGUGACCUGUCGUCUGUCAGAACCCUGGCGUGCGCCGACACCUCCAUUGACAAUGUCCUGUCCCUGUCCUUUGCCAUGGUUGCGCUGCUCACCACAGGGGUCCUCAUUCUCACCUCGUACUUCCUAAUCGCCACCUCAAUGUACCAGAUGGGCGUCCCCGAGAGGCUGAAGGCCUUCAGCACAUGUGCCGCACACCUGACUGUGGUCUCCAUCUCGUACAGCGCCGCCUCCUUUGUCUACAUUUCAUAUCGAGUGGGAAACUUUUCAUCAGAGGUGCGCAUCAUUGUGUCUGUGCUGUACUCCGCGCUGACCCCAUUCCUCAACCCCAUGAUCUACAGUCUGAGGAACAAGGAGCUGAGGAUAGCCAUCAGGAAGACUCUGGCCUCCUUCAGACCUGCUGCCACGUCUACUGUAAAGGCCAUCAGUACAUAACAACCAUCCAACCAGAACUAUCAAGAGUUCAGAUCAUCCUACAAAUGCAUCAACCUCCAUCCACGGACACAUUGAACAGUUCCACCAUCAAAUUGAGUUUCUCUUGAUCUAUGAUCCACUUCUGAAGCUCUGUCUGUAUCUGUCAUGUCUCUCAGAUUGUACUUCUGUGUCUGUUUGACUGCAUCAGGUUGAUGCUGUUCUGAACUGGUUCAAGGAGUUCUGGAUCCCUCAGGACAAAAGUUCUGAAUCUCUUUAAUUAUUUUUGAUCAGCAGCUUAAAAGGGUUCUUUGUGUUUGCUUGUCUUCCUCUUGGCAAAAUGUUUUUCCAAAUCAAAUCUGUACAGGAUUGAAAUCCAUGUUAAAGAAUUUAUAUACAUGGACUUGUUUUAAAUUUAGGGAGAUAAGUAUUUGAGUUUUCCAUUUUUUGAUUUUUUGUCAUUUUCAAUCUGUCACUAUUUAAAUGAAUCGACCAUUAGGAUGGCAAACUGACAAUUUCUUUUUAAGUGGGCAAACCUACAAAACAAGUAAGGGAUCAAAUACUUGUUUCCUCCCUUGUACAUAUAUACAUGUGUCUUAUCGUGUGACUCAGCUGAUGUCCUGCACGGCCACAGAUGUCUGGAACCAACUGCAGCCUUUGAUAAUGAGGACCAUUCUAUCUUGCCGACACAUUUGUCUCAUUAGGUCAGAUUCAAGUUGAUUGUGGUCCACUAGGACAUCUUAUCAGAUAGAAUCAUGUCUGUUAUGAUCUGUCAGAUCUUCUUCUGCACCUCUGACCUUUAGGGUUCCACAAGGGUCAAUCUUAGGCCAUGAGUUUCUGUCCCUGUAUCUAACGUCUCUACCUGCCUGUGUGCAAAUGACCUCCCUUUCUCUGGAUUAACUUCAGAAAUGUUCAGAUGAGAUGAAGCUCUGGUGGUCACGGAAUUUCUGUUGAAAGGAAAAUAAGUCAUGGUGUGUGGCCCUCAGGUUCUGUGAAUGUACUCCUGGUCUUCAGCCAUUGGACCCUUAAAGUACUACAUCUGAAGAACUUUGGUUGAGGGUCAACCUUCAACACAACCUUUUAAAAACGUGUACAUGUUGUUGAGGCUAGUUUUUUCCAAUUGUAGCCAUUUAACCAGAGUCAAGCUCUUCCUAAUUCCCAGUCACCUGGAAAAACCCAUUCACACACUUAUUAGUUCACACGGAAAAUAUGAAUAAUCUCUAAGUGGGAAUGAAUCAAGCAGUUGUCUGCAGUUUGUCCAAAAUGCAGCUGUGGAUUUCUCAGCAAAUGCUUACAAAUGAGAUCCCAUCACCCCUGCUCUGUACUACUCACUGCUCAGAGGCCCUCUUAAGCUACUUUAAUAUGUUUUUAAAAAAAAAAUCAAUUCGCCCCUCAUCAAAAUGAGCUUUUAUGCAAACACAAGCCAGCAGAUCUUUGUGUUCAGCUGAUCAAAACCUGCUGGUAAAUCGUCAGUCAUGGCGUGGACUGAUCUGUCUGCAGUCUUUUUAGUUAAAAUAGUGUUUUAUGCUUGAAAGGAACUGCGUCACUGUUUUACUGUUUACUUUCUAAUACUGUGGGGCCUCGAAUGCAAAUUGUUCCAGGGGUGUGUUUGACAGGGGAAACAUGGGAAUUAAUUGUAAUUACAUAAAAAUGAAUGUAGAGAUUACAAUUAAAAAUAAAUACUUAAUAUAAAUUGAUCCACUGAUCUUUCAA
Messenger RNA from Oryzias latipes (Japanese medaka), 2790 nucleotides. Lineage: Eukaryota; Metazoa; Chordata; Actinopteri; Beloniformes; Adrianichthyidae. The record is from RefSeq and is a predicted model, not a curated record.